AUGAUUAAGCUUCUUAGUCUCAUUACUAAGAAAUUCAUAAGAUAUUUGCUGUGCAUCAGUGGUUUAAUAUUUUUUUGUGAAUAUGGCAUUUAUUACGUCGUCUUAUCACAAUGCAAUUGGCCUUCAGAUAGUAACAUGACAUCAGAGCAACCUGUUAAAGUUAUGUUUUUAGCUGACACACAUUUACUUGGUACAAGGAAAGGACAUUGGCUUGAUAAAAUGAUACGAGAAUGGGAAAUGGGAUGUGCUUUUCAAACUGCUAUCAAAUUACAUAAACCAGAACUUAUUUUUAUUUUAGGUGAUUUAUUUGAUGAAGGAUUAUGGAGUAGUGAAAAAGAUUUCAACUCGUAUGUUGAAACAUUUAAUUAUUUGUUUUCAGUACCAUCAGAUAUACAGUUAUAUACUAUUGUUGGUAAUCAUGACAUCGGAUUCCAUUAUAGCAUAACACCAUAUCUUGAAAAAAGAUUUAAUAAAGUGUUUAAUACUGGUCCAGUAGAAUUGAUCAGUAGACGUAAUGUUCAUUUUGUGACAAUUAAUAGUAUGGCAAUGGAAAUGGAUGGAUGUUUUUUAUGUCAUACUGCUAAAUUAAAACUAAACAUAAUUUCUAAGCGGUUAAAAUGCAGCCAAAAUGAAAAUAAUUGUUCAAAAAAAAUGAUGCUAGAUGGAAAUUAUAGUAAACCCAUACUAUUACAACAUUUUCCUUUAUACAGGAAAAAUGAUAUGGCCUGCAAUGAACCGGAUUCAGCCUCAUUAAAAGAAAAAGAAAAACCGUAUCGUGUGGGCUUGGAUUGUCUACGCAAAGAUGCAACCGAUAAGUUGUUGAAAAUAGUGCAGCCUCGUUUAGUUUUUGGCGGUCAUACUCAUCACGGUUGCCACAUUGAACAUACAAAUGGAGUUCAUGAAUACAGCAUAUCUUCAUUUAAUUGGAGAAAUAAAUAUAAUCCAAGUUAUAUGCUUGCAUUAUUUACUAUGGAUAAUUAUUCUGUUGAAACCUGUCAUAUGCCUCUAGAACAUACAAUUGUAUUUAUUUACUUAACAUCUAUUAUAAUAUUUUUAUUUUUAAAAUAUUAA
This is a messenger RNA of Macrosiphum euphorbiae (potato aphid), 1071 nucleotides long. NCBI's taxonomy places the organism in Eukaryota, Metazoa, Arthropoda, Insecta, Hemiptera, Aphididae. The record is from the annotation of a GenBank genome assembly.